AUGUACCUUCCUGCAUUAUCACCUGCUGCUAUGGAUUCUGAAUACACGCAGGGAGGAUAUGUGCAGGAACAGUUUGGAGGUGGUCAAUACAAGGAUCUGCCAACAGAACUCACUCCAUCAAGACUACGGAGCAAAAUCAAGCCCACAUCAUGCGACGUUGGUAUCACAAGGGAUGCUGCUAUCCAACAUCAAGCAGCCUGCACUCCCAGUGACUAUACCACUAAUACCUUCGCAUCUGAGUCGAUGCACCCCAGCUGUCACAACUCUCCUUUCGUCAAGGCUGUACCUGCUCAAUGCCCUGUGCAGACUCAAGAUCUAUUUUCUAGCACAUUGGCACCCACUAGCCAGCAGCCACAGCUGGUCAUGCCUCAAAAUUUGGACAUAUUCACCCAGCAGCCCCAGUAUGGCACUCUUGAUCAAAACUCCAUGGUUCUUUAUAACCUUCUCACCAUACCAUCUGGAGUUUGGCCAUUGUGGCCCAUGCCAUCAUCUCUGAUGGAACAUGAGGCUCCCAGACUCUCCCCUAGCCCACUUGCUUCAUAUUCGCAGUUACUGACCUCACCACUUCUCAUGCCUACAGUUGCAGGCCCAAGCUCUCAGGGAGGUUCACAGCCUGAUAUGCAUGGGUCAGAUGGGCCCUGGAAUUUUUCAUCUGUAGUAUUGGCAAACUCUUUGCCACCUCAAGGAGCUGUUCCAACGAUGCAUAUCAUCCCACCAACUUCCCUCAAGCCUUUCGAGCUUUUUGCUCUACCUUCUGCUGGUGUGCCACAUCACUGUGCAGUCACAUUCAGUCCAUCAGCCACUGGAAUAUCUCAAGUUGGGUCUGAUGUUAUGAUGGAUGAUGAUAAUGCUCCCAUUGCUGGUUGA
Suillus subaureus is the source of this 867-nucleotide messenger RNA. RefSeq lists its product as uncharacterized. The record is from RefSeq and is a predicted model, not a curated record. NCBI's taxonomy places the organism in Eukaryota, Fungi, Basidiomycota, Agaricomycetes, Boletales, Suillaceae. The transcript has 2 exons. Bases 1 to 867 code for a protein of 288 amino acids.